GUGUACCAGGUACCUGGGAAGCGGCCAGAGCAGCGGUGAUGGGCGUCCCUGUGCCCUCGCAGGUCACCCCAUGAGCACAGCCCUGCAGAUGACAGCGUUCGGUCUCGCUCUUCUCUCAACCCUCUUCCUGCUCCUGGCCACGUGCACUGACUGCUGGAUGGUGAACGCCGAUGACAGCCUGGAGGUGAGCAGGGCAACCGCUCUAUGGAGCAAGGUGAGCCACAGAUGCCGGGGGCUCUGGAGGGAGUGUGUCACCAACAUGCAGGAUGGGGUCAGGACCUGUGACCAGUAUGACUCCAUCCUGGCUGACCAUCCGGUGAAGAUCGUGGUGACACGGACCCUGCUGAUCACAGCAGACCUCCUGGCUGGCCUGGCUUUGACCAUGCUGCUCCUUGGGCUGGACUGCAUCAAGUUCCUCAAGGAAGAUCCCGGUGUCAAACUGAGGAUGUGCUACGGGGCCGGUGGCAUCCUCGGCGUUGGGAGCAUCCUGGGUCUGGUGGGCUCCGUGUGGUACGCGGUGGAUGUGUACGUGGAGAGGGCCACGCUGGUGUCACACAACGUGUUCCUGGGGGUCCACUAUGACUUCGGGUGGUCCUGCUGGCUGGGCAUGGCUGGCUCCAUGGGCUGCCUCGUGGCAUCGGUGCUGCUGUCCUGCUGCCUCUGUGCCUGCACGGAUCCCAGCAGCCACCAGCAACCCCAGAGGCCUCCCCAGCCCCGGGUCCGAACGGCCACCAGCAAGAUGUACGCCAUGGACUCCCGCGUGUGAUGGGCAGCAGCACCUCCUGCAGCCAGCACCACUGUGGGAUGCUCUCCCCCUCCAACCUGACCCCAUUAAAGCACCAUCUUCUGUACUGGGACACGUCUGCAACUGGGUUAAGGCUCCAACAGCAGGAGCUGCGUGAGCUGUAGCAUCAGUGGCUGCGGGAGUCACCCACAGAGGAGGUUGUUUUCCAUAGAGUCCCAGACUGGUUUGGGUUGGAAGGGACCUUAAAGCUCCUCCAGCUCCAACCCCUGCCACGGGCAGGGACCCCUUCCACUGGAGCAGCUUGCUCCAAGCCCCUGUGUCCAACCUGGCCUUGAGCACU
Messenger RNA from Neopsephotus bourkii (Bourke's parrot), 1085 nucleotides. Its product is annotated as claudin-16-like. NCBI's taxonomy places the organism in Eukaryota, Metazoa, Chordata, Aves, Psittaciformes, Psittacidae. The transcript has 5 exons. Gene Ontology annotation, molecular function: structural molecule activity. The record is from RefSeq and is a predicted model, not a curated record. Gene Ontology annotation, biological process: bicellular tight junction assembly; cell adhesion. Bases 71 to 766 code for a protein of 231 amino acids. Gene Ontology annotation, cellular component: plasma membrane; bicellular tight junction.